Meloidogyne enterolobii is the source of this 1977-nucleotide messenger RNA. The record is from the annotation of a GenBank genome assembly. Lineage: Eukaryota; Metazoa; Nematoda; Chromadorea; Rhabditida; Meloidogynidae.
AAAAUGAUCAUAUCUGAUCAGUCUUUAACUUUUCUUUCAUUAAUUAUCUAUUUUAGCAGAUUGUUUCUUAGAUACAAUUGCAAUUUGCUAAUGGAGUCAGAGCUUAAUAAUAUCGGAGAGGAUAUUCUUGAAGGAGAAGAUAUGUUAAACCUUGAAGAUCUUGACGAGAAAGAGGUUUUAGGCGACGACGAUGAUGAGAAAAUUACUCUCAAAAAGGAAUCGGAAGGUGAUGAUCUUUAUGAUGCUGCGAUUGAGCCAUCUGGUCCAGUUAAUGAAAAGAGGGAAUCAACUGAAGAUCACUUGCAAAAUUCUGUAUCUAGGAAGCAUUCCGUUGUGGUGAAAGCUGAGCCAACUGCCACGCAACAAGCGGCAGGCAAGCGUUAUUGUUGUUAUGUUGGAAACAUGACAUGGUGGACAACGGAUGUAGAACUUGAGAAAAUUGUCCAGACCUUUGGUAUCGAUGAUUUGAUUGAUAUUAAAUUCUACGAGAAUCGCAACAAUGGUCAGAGCAAAGGUUUUGCUCUUGCUGUUUUUGGAAGUGAGCCGUCCGUCAAAACUCUUAUGGAGAAAUUGCCAAACAAACAAGUGCACGAGCAGAAUCUCGUCGUCUUGCCCUAUACUAAACAAUCAUUGGCUAAGUUAGAAGAAGCAACUAAACGUUAUGACCAGAAGAGUGGUGAUCGAGAGCGUAGUCGUGACAACCCUGUAAAGGAAGAAAAGAUUGUGAAUAUUGGCACAAUUCGUAUUGGCACUAACGGGGCGCCUGUGCCGCAACUUAUGUCGUCUAUUAAUUUGGCUCAUUUGGCGAGACCUGUUGUUCCGCAACCACCACACUCUCAGCCAACUAGUCUUCUAAGCUUGAAUUUUAAUGCUCCACCAGUUCCUACCUCCGUAACAACAGUUAAUGUGCCUCCACCAGUUGGCUUUCCUCAUAAUGUGCGCCCACAACAAGCUGCUUCAGUUGGUCUUAUGUCUAAUGUUUCUACUGGUUCUGUUAUGCCAUCAGGUACGCCUAAUCCAUUGAACAAUACAACUGCUGUAAUAGUUCAACAACAGCACCCGCAACAACAGCAACAACAAAUUGCAGCUAUGGCCGUUGCUGCCCACCAUCAACAACAGGCAGCUGCUGCGGCUCUUUUAAUGCAACAACAACAACAGGCGGCAGCUGUUGCUGCAGCUAACCAACAACGCCAGAAUUUAGCGGCGGCGGCGGCCUCAGCUCCACCUCCCAUUGGUGGUAUUGUCCAUCACCAGCCACCUCUAACUAACACUUCUCAACAACAAGCCCUUCAACAGGCAAUGAGUGUUAACACUGCAGCUCCACCACCCAUGACAAUGACUUCAGCAGGUGUAAUGGCUGUGUCUAACCAACAAAUGUUACAACAACAGCAGCAGCAACCGCAACAUCGUGUACAAUAUAGACCGCCUGAUAUCAGUCAAGUAUCAGCUGGUGUUGGAAUGCAAUCUGUUCAGCCUCAACCUGGAUUUCCAUCAGGUGCACACAUCAAUCCGCAAGUUUAUCCUAAUUUUGCUCAUGGUGCCGCUGGAGUUUAUGGUCAUCCAGAAAAUGGAUCGAUGAUGUCGGAGGUGGAAUUUCAAGAGAUCAUGACUCGUAACCAAACAGUUUCUUCUUCUGCUAUACAUCGAGCCGUAAGUGAUGCUGCUGGUGGAGAUUACGCGUCUGCUAUUGAAACAUUGGUAACUGCUAUUUCUCUAAUUCGUCAGUCACGUGUGGCACACGAUGAUCGCUGCAAGCUGUUGAUUAACACACUUCAGGAUACACUGAAUGGCAUUGAAGCUAAAUCAUACAGCAGUGGCAUAGCUGGUGGAGGUUCUCGAAAACAUCGUCGCGAACGUUCACGCUCUCCUAUUCGCACCAGCAAACGCCACCGUCGUUCGCCAAGUCGUUCGCGGUCUCGUGAACGUGGCAUUUAUGAAUACUCGCCUGUGCGCCAUUCAAUGUCUCGCAGAUAUUGA